This is a messenger RNA of Caenorhabditis briggsae, 546 nucleotides long. Gene Ontology annotation, biological process: endoplasmic reticulum to Golgi vesicle-mediated transport; intra-Golgi vesicle-mediated transport. Bases 1 to 546 code for a protein of 181 amino acids. NCBI's taxonomy places the organism in Eukaryota, Metazoa, Nematoda, Chromadorea, Rhabditida, Rhabditidae. The transcript has 3 exons. Gene Ontology annotation, cellular component: cytosol; TRAPP complex; cis-Golgi network membrane. The record is from RefSeq and is a predicted model, not a curated record.
AUGUCAAAAGCCAUAAAGCAGAAUCUGGCGGAUUCAAAAAAGAUGAGUGCAGAAUUGUUCUGCCUCACUUAUGGAGCAAUGGUCACAGAGAUGCUGAAAGACUACGAAGAUCCGAAGGACGUCACCGUUCAGUUAGACAAGAUGGGAUUCAACAUGGGAACCCGUCUCGCAGACGACUUCCUUGCCAAAAAUGCUAAUGUUCCGCGUUGCGUUGAUACUCGGCAAAUCGCCGACGUACUGUGUCGUAAUGCUAUUCCUUGCUAUCUUGGAGUUUCAGCGACCGCUUCCUCAUGGAGCAGUGGCGAUCGUGAAUUCAUUAUCACUCUGGAAUCAAAUCCGCUCACCGAAUUAGUACAGGUUCCUCCAAAUCUCGUGUCUGCUGGUCUUUCUUAUUCUCAAAUGAUUGCUGGUGCCAUUCGUGGUGCUCUUGAAGCUGUCCACUUCAAAGUUUACGCGUCUGCCGCGGAUUCAGGAGCCAACACGGAAAUCAGAAUUCGUUUCGAUCAGGUGCUGAAGGACAGUUUACCAGCCGGCGAAGAUGACUAA